Xenia sp. Carnegie-2017 is the source of this 867-nucleotide messenger RNA. RefSeq names its product serine/threonine-protein kinase/endoribonuclease IRE1-like. The coding region runs from base 1 to 867 and encodes 288 amino acids. NCBI's taxonomy places the organism in Eukaryota, Metazoa, Cnidaria, Anthozoa, Malacalcyonacea, Xeniidae. Gene Ontology annotation, biological process: endoplasmic reticulum unfolded protein response; protein phosphorylation; mRNA processing. Gene Ontology annotation, molecular function: RNA endonuclease activity; ATP binding; protein serine/threonine kinase activity. The transcript is spliced from 4 exons. The record is from RefSeq and is a predicted model, not a curated record.
AUGUUGAAUGGGAUACCCGUUGGCUUGGACGAAAUCAAGGAUGAAACAUUAAAAGACCUUCUGUCGUGGAUGUUAAAACUACAACCAGAAGAAAGACCAUCUGCCAACGAAGCCUUGAAACAUCCAUUUCUUAUGUCGGAUGACGAGAAAUUUCACUUUUUAUGUAAAGUUGGUGACUUACAGUCGAUUAAAACAAAUGAUCCCCAAUCUAGUAUCGUCCAACAAUUGAAUAUUGAAUCUUCAAAUUGGAAAAGUCAAAUGGAUAGCGAUGUUUAUGAAUAUUUGGUAAAUGGAAGAAAGUAUGGAUCUUCAUGGACAGAAUGCUUAAGGCUCAUUCGUAAUAUUGGCCAACAUUUGCACGAUCGACCACUGCAAAGACCACAACCAAAACCUAUUUAUAAGAUUGGAGAUCACAAGGCAUAUUUUCUUAAAACAUACCCCAGUCUCCCUGUUCGGAUUCAUGCAGCUGUCAGGUCAAAUGAUGAAUUGAAAGACAAUGCAGAACUUAAGGCUAUUUUUUCUGGAGAAGAGAAGAAGAAACGAUGUUUUCAAGCUGAUCUUAGAUACACUAAACUAACAACAGAGGAAAUCGAGAAAAUUUGUCAGAAAGUUGGAACUGAUUGGAAUAUACUGGGUGGUCUUCUAGAAAUACCUUUUGACAUACGUGCUGAUAGUAUUGUUGACGACACAAUUUAUCCAAAUCCCUCCGCAAAAGCUAAAGAGAUUUUAGUCAUUUUUAAUGAAGGAAAGAAAUUUGAUCGAUAUGUAUUGAAGAAAUGCCUUGAAGAAGUAAUGCUUGAUUUGGAUGAAAUUUUGUCUCCCACCAGUCAGACCAGUUACCGUUCUUUUCUGGAAAAUCUGUCUUAA